This is a messenger RNA of Bursaphelenchus xylophilus (pine wood nematode), 623 nucleotides long. The record is from the annotation of a GenBank genome assembly. NCBI's taxonomy places the organism in Eukaryota, Metazoa, Nematoda, Chromadorea, Rhabditida, Aphelenchoididae.
AUGGCCAAAAAAUCCGUUGCCCGGAAUCAGAGAUUGCCACGGGUCCGGAGCCGGCUUUUGGCUCCGGCUCCCGAGCCCAAAGUCGGAGCCAGGCAUCUAGCGUUCAUAAAAGUAAAAAUUUCAUGAUCUUGUUAAACCAAAUUGCUUGAAAAAUACUGGGAAGGAUGUGAAGUUUACAAACAAUUUUUAUCUGCAAACAUUCUCUUAAAGCGACGCGUGACGGCACCAAGCUACUACUGAAGGAAUUUCAGAUCUUCGCAGAAGUCUUGAAGGAACGUAUCAACGAAUUUUAUAAUGAAAUGAAUACUAAACUCGAGUAGGAAAGGAAAUUGGUCGCCGAAUUGAGACAAGACUCGAAGCUCUCCAAAUCUCAAUGCGAACUGAAUCUGCGCAAGAUGCAAGGCUAUAAAAAACGGAUGGACGAAGAGAUUGAGCGAAACGCGGAAGUAAACUGGCGUCUUCAGGACAUGGCCGAGGAAUUAAACCGUCUAACAAUUCAUUCUAAUACGAUUUCGAGUGGCAAAGAAUCGGAAAAGAAGCUCGAGGAGUCAUCUACAGGCGAAAGUUUUGAGGUCCUUAAUCAAGAUCAAUUCCAAAUCUCCGACGAUUCUCCUCAUGACUGA